This is a messenger RNA of Telopea speciosissima, 342 nucleotides long. RefSeq lists its product as uncharacterized. The transcript has a single exon. The record is from RefSeq and is a predicted model, not a curated record. Bases 1 to 342 code for a protein of 113 amino acids. Lineage: Eukaryota; Viridiplantae; Streptophyta; Magnoliopsida; Proteales; Proteaceae. Gene Ontology annotation, molecular function: nucleic acid binding; RNA-DNA hybrid ribonuclease activity.
AUGGCUGAAUUGGCAGCUUUUAUAGCAGGCGUGAAGGAGGCAAGGGAUCUUGGCAUUGAUAAGCUUUGGAUUGAAAGUGACUCCGCUGCAAUGGUCGUUGCGAUACUAAGCUGCAAGAUCCCUUGGCAAGUCCUACAGAAAUGGUGGUCAAUUUCGCACUUUCUGGACUCAAUUCAAUGGAGACUUACCCACUGCUAUAGGGAAGCAAAUGCCCUGGCUGAUGCAUUAGCAAACUAUGCUGCUAGGCAGCAAUGUGACAGAAAAUGGACUUCAACGCCAGAUUUCAUUACUUCUAAGGUUGGCUAUGAUGCGUUAGGAAGGCCAUAUUACAGGUUUACGUGA